CUUAUCCAUUCGGGGAGGUGCGCGCGCAGUCGGUGGCGGAAGUAGAAACAAGGCUUCAGGUAGAGGUAGCGGUUUUCACACGGACAGACCAUUUAUUUAGAGAAACAAGGCUGCUGUUCUUUCCAAAACCUAUCCUGCUCGAUUCCAGUCUUGAAAGAGUUUUUUGGAUGGAGGGAGAAGCUGGGAAAAUGCGUGUGAUGGUGACAGGAGGCACUGGUCUGGUGGGCAAAGCCAUAGAGCAAGUGUUGCAAGAGGAAGGAGGAGCAAGAGAAGGAGAAACAUGGAUCUUCCUUUCAUCCAAAGAUGCCAACUUAAUGGAUGUAGCUGAGACAAAAGCGGUGUUUCAGAAACACCGCCCAACACACGUCGUUCAUCUGGCAGCCAUGGUGGGCGGCCUCUUUAAAAACAUGAGUCAGAACCUUAACUUUUGGAGAAACAACGUCUACAUAAAUGACAAUGUGCUGCACACAUCUCAUGAGUUUGGCGUGCAAAAAGUUGUGUCCUGCCUAUCCACCUGCAUCUUCCCAGACAAAACCACUUACCCCAUUGAUGAGACUAUGAUUCACACUGGUCCUCCUCAUGAAUCUAACUUCGGUUAUUCUUAUGCUAAACGAAUGAUUGAUGUCCACAACAAGGCAUAUUUUAAACAGUAUGGUCGAAAGUACACUGCUGUUAUCCCUACAAAUGUGUUUGGUCCCCAUGACAACUUCAACAUAGAGGAUGGCCAUGUUCUCCCAGGACUUAUACACAAGACCUACAUAGCACAGAAGGAGGGGACAGCCUUGCAUGUCUGGGGUUCUGGCCAUCCACGACGGCAGUUUAUUUAUUCGCUUGAUUUGGCUCGACUCUUUCUUUGGGUUCUCAGAGAAUAUGAUGAGGUGGAGCCAAUCAUAUUGUCAGUUGGAGAGGAGGAUGAAGUGUCCAUCAAGGAAGCUGCGGAUGCAGUUGUCAAAACUUUGGGGUUCAAAGGGGAAGUUGUUUAUGAUACAAGUAAAGCUGAUGGACAGUUCAAGAAAACAGCCAGCAACGCUAAACUCCGCAAGUACCUUCCUGACUUCAGCUUCACUCCUUUCCACAAAGCCAUGAAGGAGACCUGUGAUUGGUUUGUGGCCAAUUAUGACAUCGCUCGUAAGUGAAGAUCAUUUGAAGAAUGCCACCUGUCUUGCUGCAACACAAUAUAGGGUUUGUAGCACAAAUGUUAAACCCAUUGCACUCGAAGUGUGCUUGAGUGAGGAAUUUGAAAAAGCAGCACAUUAUUAUUAUUAUUAUUAUUAUUAUUAUUUGUGGAAAAUAUCCACACUUAAAGAUAUGAUAUGAUAAGUAAUGAAUAAAACACGACUGGGCAUGAUGUUACUGGAAAAUAACCAAUGACAGGUUGAUGUGAUGGGGCCUGUCUCGAAGUAUAGCUAAAGUUAACACCCCAAAGAUGAUUCUUCUCUUAACAGCACGUCCUGAAGUGUUUUAUUCCUCUCAUACCGAAGCAAUGCCAACAGCUUUUAUUUAUUAAAGACCGACUUGUUGUAUGAUUUAUAGUAACCUUUUGUUGCUAUGGAUGCAUGGAAACCAGUUUGUUCUUGUCAUAACACUGAGAUUGUCAUAACAUCCUGAAGACUGGCGGUUACAAAGCACUGGCACUGGAGACUCCUUCCAACAAUGUUAAAUAAACAUCUCUACACAGAAAUGUCUACCAUAUAAGCCCCUUUUUCAGUUGUUACUAUAGAAACAACGUAAAACAACGAGCACAUUCAUAUCAACGUGGGAUUUUCCAGCCGUGCUCUGCUGGAACAGUAAUCGAUGUAUAUCUCACCAGUCAAAUUCAAGAAUUCGACAUCACUGUGGUAUAAAUGUCAGUAAAUGUACAAAUUCUUAGUAAACGAAGUGUAGUGUAUUCCUAUUCCCUCAUUUCUGUGAAUAGCUAGCUGCUUUUUUGGACACAUUUAUACAUGUAUGGUUGUAUUUUCCCAAUGAUAACCCUUUUUGGAUAGUAUAAUUUUGUGUAAAAGUAGGUUACAGAAUAACAUCCUCAGGAUACUUUCUGAGUCUUACAAUGGAAAAGGCUUCUUGCUAAUUACAGUCCCUUAAGGCUACUUUACUGUGAUUUGAUCCUUUCAUUUCAAAUUCAGGCAUUCAAAAUGCCUGAAUUUCUUUUUUUCCCCCCCCAUGUUUAAAAGGAAAUGAUUUAUGAUUCACAGCAAUUGUAAUGUUAUCACACCUUCAGAUGUACCUCCAUGGUUCGAGGAGUAGGGAUUAAUGUUUCAAACGGGAGGAGUUUACAAUAACGCGGCUGAAAUUACAACACGGGGACAACGUGCUUCCUUUCUACCCUGGUUCAUCCUUUGUUCAAUUUGAAAAUAAUAAGCACCAUUAACACUAUUUUAAAAAGUAGUAGGAGUAGUUAUCAGGGAUUUUUACUAUGAUUCUAAGGGUUUUAUUUCUAAUGAAAUGAAUCGUUAUGGUAAAAUGUUUACCCUUUCUUUACUGGGAUGAUACGGUGUUUUAUUUAGGAUCUGUUAAAUUUUCAUUUACUAACCAUUUUCGUCAGUCUGAGUUGUACAGGAUUAGUAGUUUAGAAAUGAUCUGAUAUGGUUUUGAUGAGCAAUGUCAUUUUUGAUCAGUGACCAAAUGAAUUUCUGCAUUUAUUUUGUUUGGUGAAAUAUUAAACAUUUGCCAUGUUAUGAA
Molecule: messenger RNA, 2679 nt
Organism: Ictalurus punctatus (channel catfish)
Lineage: Eukaryota; Metazoa; Chordata; Actinopteri; Siluriformes; Ictaluridae
Product: GDP-L-fucose synthase
Exons: 11
Coding region: 168-1136 (322 amino acids)
Biological process (GO): nucleotide-sugar biosynthetic process
Molecular function (GO): GDP-L-fucose synthase activity
Source: RefSeq, a predicted model, not a curated record